Molecule: messenger RNA, 1895 nt
Organism: Nomia melanderi (Alkali bee)
Lineage: Eukaryota; Metazoa; Arthropoda; Insecta; Hymenoptera; Halictidae
Product: dihydrolipoyl dehydrogenase, mitochondrial
Biological process (GO): 2-oxoglutarate metabolic process; pyruvate metabolic process
Cellular component (GO): mitochondrion; oxoglutarate dehydrogenase complex
Molecular function (GO): flavin adenine dinucleotide binding; dihydrolipoyl dehydrogenase (NADH) activity
Source: RefSeq, a predicted model, not a curated record
GACGAUAUAUCGAAUUAUCAAGGCUCGGACGGGUCGGAUGAUAUUGAAAUAACCGGUAGUGCUGGCUUUAACACUGCCGUGGACUCGUUCCCUUUGUGACCCCUUGUAUCAAAAAGCAAAGUUCACUGCAACAAAAAUGAUGCAAGCUAAUUUGUGGAACUUAGUCACCACUUCUGUCAGACCAGCAUGCGUUAAGCGUGUUAUACCAGGCUUGACAGCUGCACAGCAACGUAGAUAUGCUAGUACGAUAGAUGCAGACCUUGUAGUGAUAGGUGGAGGUCCUGGUGGAUAUGUGGCAUCAAUUAAAGCUGCUCAGUUAGGAAUGAAGACUGUUUGUGUAGAGAAGGAUGAAACACUUGGUGGAACUUGUCUAAAUGUUGGAUGCAUUCCAUCGAAAUCUCUUUUAAAUAAUUCACAUUAUUAUCAUAUGGCACAUGGUGGAGAUUUGACAAAUCGUGGUAUUAUUGUGGAAAAUGUUAAACUUAAUCUUGAGAAGCUCAUGGAACAAAAGCGUAAUGUAGUAAAAGCUUUAACCGGUGGUAUUGCCGGUCUCUUUAAAAAAAACAAGGUUGAGUGGGUUAAGGGUCAUGGAAAGAUUACCGGUCAAAAUCAAGUGACUGCCCUUAAUACAGAUGGUUCAGUUGCAAGCACAAUUAAUACUAAAAACAUUAUAAUCGCAACAGGCAGUGAAGUCACUCCAUUCCCUGGUAUAGAAAUUGAUGAAAAACAAGUUGUGUCUUCCACUGGUGCUCUGUCGCUGAAUGAAGUGCCUAAGAGACUCAUUGUCAUUGGUGCUGGUGUUAUCGGACUGGAAUUAGGCUCUGUUUGGCAAAGGUUGGGUUCGCAAGUAACCGCUGUUGAAUUUUUACCGUCCAUUGGCGGAGCGGGUAUCGACGGCGAAGUCAGUCAGUCGCUGCAAAAGAUUUUAGCCAAGCAGGGCUUGAAUUUCAAGUUAGGCACCAAAGUUACUGCUGCCACGAGGAAGGGUAGCGAGAUCGUAGUUUCUGUGGAGGACGCAAAAGAUCCCAGCAAGAAGGAGGACGUCCCGUGCGAUGUCCUUUUAGUUUGUGUCGGCAGGAGGCCGUACACUCAGAAUUUAGGGCUCGAGGAUAUGGGAAUUGAGAGGGACGAGAAGGGCAGGAUCCCUGUAAAUAGCAGAUUCCAAACAGUUGUACCUUCCAUAUUCGCCAUUGGAGACUGUAUUCAUGGACCGAUGUUGGCGCAUAAAGCCGAAGACGAGGGUGUUAUCACGGUCGAAGGCAUCGCCGGAGGUGCCGUACAUAUCGAUUAUAAUUGCGUGCCCAGCGUAAUAUACACGCACCCAGAGGUUGGCUGGGUCGGAAAGUCGGAAGAAGACUUAAAGAAGGAAGGUAUCGCGUAUAAAGUUGGCAAAUUCCCACACUUGGCUAAUUCCAGGGCGAAGACGAAUCUGGAUACAGAGGGCUUCGUCAAAGUUUUAGCCGACAAUACUACAGAUAAGAUACUAGGGGUUCACAUGAUCGGUUCGGUAGCUGGUGAACUUAUCAACGAGGCUGUUCUCGCUAUGGAAUACGGAGCAAGCGCAGAAGAUGUUGCGAGAACGUGUCACGCGCACCCGACAUGCGCCGAAGCAUUGAAAGAAGCGCAUUUGGCUGCGUAUUUCGGAAAGCCCAUCAACUUCUAAAUAAUUUAUGAAAAACACGAUCACUGCUUCAUACUUCGACUCGCCGUAGCCUUUGAUCUAGUCUACGCUCCGUCACGUCGCGCUACACGGCUAGCGCAUAGGUAUCACUAUCGUUUAAACGUAUAAGGAAAAAAUGUAAAUAAAACUGUAAAAGAGUUUAUGAAAAUAUCGUCCCUUUUAUAUUAGUUUACCCCUGUUUCUUGUCUAUUGUAUUUAUUAUAUGAAUAAAUUC